Messenger RNA from Drosophila guanche, 4381 nucleotides. It is a transcript of the gene Axn, whose product is annotated as axin. The record is from RefSeq and is a predicted model, not a curated record. Bases 1627 to 3918 code for a protein of 763 amino acids. Lineage: Eukaryota; Metazoa; Arthropoda; Insecta; Diptera; Drosophilidae. Gene Ontology annotation, biological process: negative regulation of canonical Wnt signaling pathway. The transcript is spliced from 13 exons.
CGCGGUCACACUGUUUGCCAUUCAAUAAUUUUGUUUUGCUAUUCAAUAAAAUCUAUUAUUUAUAACAAAAUAUAAAGUGCUACACCGCAUGCAAAGUGCUCACGCCCGAGGCAUCCGCAUAAAUCGAGCAACACAACGAACACGCAACAUAACGUCCAAGAAAACCGAACGGCAGCAUCAGCAGCAGGUCCCAGCAACAGCAACAUAAAAUACACAAAAUAUAAAGAGGAAGCAGCAGAGCAGCAAGGCACGCAUUGAAAAGUGUUUUAAUGCUCGCGAAGAGCUAGUGGAGCGAUUUAAUUACAUUAUUAAAGUGUGCAGCAGCCAGCCCCACACCGAAAAUGCUUUAGACAAGGCGAUUUUGCUUGGAUUUUCUCUCUGGCGAGGGACCACCAGACCCAGACCAGAGUUGCCAGAGGACGAGGAUGACUCCUGCCAUAUAAAAACGCGUAAAAUUCGUCCGAAAACACGCAUAGUAGGUGGUCGGUUGGUCUUCUGUUGGCCUGGCAAAUAAGUGGCAGGCAGAAAUGUGCACAAUAAUAAUCGCAAUCGCCACCUAGUGCCAGCCAGCAGUGUAGUGCAGGAGAGGGGAAGGAGAACUCUUUCUAAGGAAUUGGAAUUGAAACUGGAGUUGAGCUGAGUGCUGAUACUGGUACUGGUACUGGUGCUAUCCACACGAAUACGCCGGCGACGACACCGUCACAGCCAUCGCCACCAUCGACACCACCACCACCACCGCCGACGUUUGCCUUGUUUAGCAUUUAAUUCGGUCUCCGUGCCUCUGGGUCUUGUUAUCAUUUUGUUGUUUACGUUUGUCUGUUGAACUCUUGUCCUUCCAAUUGUGCAAUUUGCCAUUAAUUGUUAGUUAACAAUAACCCUCGUUGAGCAUACAAAUCAAAAUGAAAGCAUCCUUCUCACAUUCGCCAUCGAAAUCGCGUCCAGCCGUUAAAGCAACAAUCAAAUUACACCCGUCCAAACCCACCUCGUCACCGCCAUUAACAAUUGACGCUCGGAUUUGCACGAUUUCGCCACCAGAACCCGUACAUUGUCAUCCAAAUUAAACGGAAAACAGAAGAACGGAGACACGAAUCUAUAGUUUGCUGUGUGUUCACACACGGUCCUUCAAUCGCAGCUUCAUAAGGUACUGCAUCAAUCAACUGUAAUAUAAGGAUCCAUAAAAAUAGAAAACUUACAACAAAAAGAAGAGUCAAGCGGAGCGGAAUGACUAGUUGAAAACUUCAACAAAUUGGACUACAACACAGAACCAGCUUCAACAAUCUUAAAGGACUUGCAAACGUCUUGAUUUCAUAUUAUUCUCAAGCGUUGCCCAAUUCUCUUUUGUGUUUGUUUCGGCCUUGUCUAAUUGCCUUCCAAAAAUUCGCAAACGAGCGCAUCUUCCAUGUCCCAGAUAUUUGAAAAAUACGGGCGUUUGUGAUUUUCAUACAGAGAAACGUUCGUUAAUUGUAGUAGGCUUAGUAGCGUAGGGUAAAUAGGUAAAUAUUUAGCAAGAGAGUUGAGCCAGCAAACGGUACGGAAAAAGGAAGGGAUUCUGUAUUCUGCAUUGUGCGUUUUUCGUUCUCUUGGCUGGCGCUUGGCACGACAAUCGAAGCCAAUUUAGUGUGUGGCAUGAGUGGCCAUCAUUUGUCGGACAUCCACCGGAAACAUGAUGAUAAUGAGUGUAGUGGGCCACGACCACCUGUACCCGGAGAAGAGAGCCGUGUUAAAAAGAUGACCGAAGGGAUAGCAUUGGAUACAUUGAAGAAUUCACCGCCAUCCUACCUGAACUGGGCCCGCACGCUUAACCAUCUGCUCGAGGACCGCGAUGGCGUCGAGCUCUUCAAGAAGUAUGUCGAGGAGGAGGCGCCCGCCUACAACGAUCACCUCAACUUUUACUUUGCCUGCGAAGGUCUCAAGCAGCAGACAGAUCCGGAGAAGGUCAAACAGAUAAUCGGAGCCAUUUACAGGUUCCUGCGCAAGAGUCAAUUGUCCAUUUCUGAUGACCUGCGUGCACAGAUCAAGGCGAUCAAGACGAACCCAGAGCUGCCGCUCAGCCCGCACAUAUUUGAUCCCAUGCAGCAUCAUGUGGAGACGACCAUCCGGGACAACAUCUAUCCCACUUUCCUCUGUUCGGAAAUGUACAUUCUGUACAUCCAGCAGAUGUCCGCCCUCCAGGAGCGCUUCAGCAGCAGCGGUGCAACGGGAGGAUCGGGCAGUGCCGGCAGCAGUGGCAGCGGCAGUUGCGGCAGCAGCUCCACUGGCGCCUGUGCUUUCCCGUCGGCUGCUGUCAAGCAGCAACAUGCGACAGCAGCUGGCGCAGCUUCGGCUGCGACUGGAGCUGCUGUCUCGCCUGCUGGUGCCUUCAUCAACCUGCCAGUGAGUAGCGUGAGUGGGCCGCCAGCUGGCACAUGCAGUGCCAGCGGCAGUGUGUACGGCCCCUCGACCUCGGCCAGCUCGAGUGGCUCCAUCAGUGCCACCGACACACUGCCACGCAGCUCCACGCUGCCCACGCUGCACGAGGACUCGGUGCUGUCCCUGUGCGAUGACUUCGAGAAGGUGCAAAUGCAGGAGGGGGCCAGUCGGGUGCCCGUCGACUACCCGAUGCGACUGACGCGGGACCUACUAAUAGCAACACAGAAAAGAAGACUGGAAAUCCGACCUCCUGGAGCCCAUGGUUAUGUGUACACUGCGAGCACCAAUACCUCGUAUGUCCCGAAUUCGCGUGUUGAUUCGGAACGGGCGAGCGUUAGCUCUGGCGGCCGCACCGACUCCGACACCAUGUCGCUAUCCAGUUGUUCCAUGGAUGGUCGGCCAUACAUACAACGCAGACACAGUUCGACGGAGAGCAAAGCGAUUCGCCAGAGUGCCAUGGCGAAUAAGGAAACAAACACCUUUCAGGUGAUACCUCGCACACAACGAUUACAUUCAAACGAACACAGACCGUUGAAGGAGGACGAGCUCGUCGCUUUGCUGAUACCCAAGCUGGAGGAAGUGAAGCGAAAACGAGACUUGGAAGAACGGGCCCGCCUUGAGAGAAAUCCUGGAGCUGCACUGUUGAGCAACGAAAGAUCGAGCGCCAGUGAUCGCGCCUUUGCCGAGGCGAUACGGGAAAAGUUUGCACUGGAUGAAGACAACGACCAAGAUAUACUGGACCAGCAUGUGUCGCGUGUGUGGAAGGACCAAACGCCGCAUCGCUCACCUGGUACAAUGUCCCCUUGCCCGCCAAUACCGUCGAGAAGACGAACAGCCACCCACGACUCGGGAAUGGUCAGCGAUGGAGCGAUGAGCUUAAGUGGACACUCCAUGAAGCACUCGAAAUCCAUGCCGGAUCACAGUUCCUGCUCGAGGAAGUUGACAAACAAAUGGCCUUCCAUGAACACAGACAGUGGUAUCAGCAUGUUCUCAGCCGAUACUGCUAUGAAGUACAAAGAUCCAAGCUCCCGCUCUGGUUCAAGCACGGCCUCAAAACUGGAGGAAGCGAAACGAAGACUGGAAGACGAGCCACGGCGCUCGCGUCGAUAUGCCCAACCGCAGCUACAGCUACAACAAAGCCACAUGAUGCAACAGCAGCAGCCGCUAGCUUCCUUCAGCAGUAGCAGUAGCGGCGGCAGCAGCAGCACCCUGCCCCAUCAGCCAACAUCGUCGGCGCCACCGCCUCUGCCGGCCAAGCCGCCAGAGACGAUCGUCGUGUUUAUGUUCUGCGAGGAGCCCGUACCAUACAGAAUAAAAAUACCCGGAACUCAGCCAACCCUGCGUCAAUUCAAGGACUAUCUGCCCAGAAGAGGUCACUUUAGAUUCUUUUUUAAGACGCACUGCGAGGACCCGGACAGUCCAGUGAUUCAGGAAGAGAUUGUUAACGACUCCGACAUACUGCCCCUAUUCGGAGACAAAGCGAUGGGUCUUGUCAAGCCAUCCGAUUAGUGUUUAAGCAUUUAGCGUAGAUUUUGUAUUAAGGCAGCAGAAGCGUGUGGCAGCAGCAGCGUGGGGGGUGUGCUUAUGCAACUUAGAGCUAGGAGCUAGUAAUUUUCAACCGGGAAAUCAAAGGCUAUAUACAUUCAAUGGGCUUUUUGCAAGCAUCACACUACUACGAGUACUCCUCUCUCUCUCUUCUAUGUGACGGGGGGGAGUAAUGUAUUUUUCUGUAUCUCUCAAUCCACCCACAACACACACACACACACACACGCAAUUGGAGCAUAAAUUUAACGUGCAACCCCCCAGCAGUCCAAGCAGCAGUGGCAGCAUCAAGAGAUUAUAGGGACAGGGGGAACAGACACCAAGGAAGAGGAGAAAUUUUAUGCGUUCGUCCUGUAUUCGGAUUUGUUUGUUACCUUUAUACUAACUACGGACUGCCUGCAAUAAAUUUUGUUAAUAUUUUUGUAAUGUG